AACACACCCACACACACACACACUCUGCAUCACUGUCAGCACAGUCUAAAACUAGAUAAGUGAGAUUAGCAUAAGCAGCCAGCUUCCUUUCACACACACACACACACAAACUCAGUGGAUACUGAAUUGAUAGCUUCCAGCAGGACCUGAUCAGCAGAUCUUCUCAGUGGGGACUUUAUUUAAGGGACACCUGUGAGCGGCACAGAGGAAAACACAGGACUCUAGAGGGUGAAGAAUCUGCAGAAAAGAAAAUGGCUCAAAGUUGCUUAAAAUUCCUGAAAUAUGCUCUGAUCAUCUUCAAUUUUAUAUUCUGGCUCUGCGGGGGCAUCGUCCUGGGACUGGGUAUCUACCUCAUGAUGACCUCCAAGUACGGCUCCUUGCUGCCCAGCCAGCCCUCCUUGAGUGUGGCCAACACUCUCAUCAUCUUGGGGACCAUCGUCAUGGUGGUGUCCUUCCUUGGCUGCCUGGGGUCCCUCAAGGAGAACAAGUGCCUACUCAUUACUUUCUUCAUCCUUCUGCUUAUCCUCAUGAUGAUAGAGAUUGCAGUGUCCAUCUUUCUCCUAAUCCAUGAAGAGAGGAUUGAUGGUUUUCUAUUGAAAGAGUUUGAGGCCAGCCUGAACAAAUAUACACACAGCAACACUACACAGGACACUCAGGACUGGGAUUUCAUACAGCGUGAGUUAAAGUGUUGUGGAGUUACAGGAAAAGACGACUGGAAUGGAACCGUGCCAUUAUCCUGCUGUAUGGAGGAGUUAAACUGUGAAAAAGGGAAGACCUAUUGGAAAGAGGGUUGCUAUGAAAAACUGAAGCAGUGGUUCGAGUACAACUAUCUAAAUGUGGGAAUCGGCGUCAUUGUUAUAUCUAUUAUUCAGGUGCUGGGCAUGUCAUUUGCCAUGACUCUGUACUGUCACAUUUCCAAAUCCGCCGUCUCUUUCCACUGAGCGAUGAAGAAGAGCGUUAUCACUUCUCUCUUCUCCUCCUUUCCCCUCCCCAAGUACAGCCAGGUAGAAUGAAGAACAGCUCCCAACCACCUAUCACUUUUCAAGGACUGGCUGUCGAGCCCUCGCUGAUUGGUGGAGUUACUCAUUAAAACUGUCAUGUCCUCCAAACCCUAAAAAAGAACCAGACUCAGAUUUCACUUUGUCCCUGGCGGCACUGUCAACAAAUGGGUUUACUCCCAAUGAAAAUAUAUUUGGUCAAGUCCCCCUACUCAGGGAAAACGUAACCUCCUCUCCCUUACCUGAGAGUUCCUCAUGAUCAUUCCCCGUCUCGUUAUCAUUCCCUGGCUUGGUCGAAACCUUAACCCAAACAGACUGAUGAACACAUACAAUCACACGCAAUCAGCCGGUCAAAAGUCAUUUCAGAAGGGCAAUUAAAAUGAUUGUAAUGCAGGAAUAGGGCACCUCUGAAAUGCACGUGGUCAAACAGGCUGUUAAUCCAUAAAAAACAAGAGCCAUUCUUUUUUAAAUCAAAUGCACAAAUAAUACAGUUAAGGGCAGUUACUGUAAUCCAUUUUGUUACAGGGGAAAUUAUAUGAAGAAUCAGCAGUAACAGGUACCCUAACAGAGUUUAUCUUCUUGUUCAGUUUGCUGAGCUCUGUAAAUAUUAUAUUAAUACUUAUUUUAUUUGCAGCUGCAGUUCUAACUUACUAGGCAUACAUUCAGCAUUUUCUUCGUUAUUAUUAUUAUUAUUAUUAGCAGCGAAGUACUCUAGGAUCUGUGCAUGUUUCUUUUUAAGCAGUGUUGUUAUUAGUAUAUUUGUCUGGGAUGGUUUCUCCAGUGUGAGAUACAUGCAGAGUUAGAGACUUGCACAAACAGGUCGAAUACAGGAAGUCUCUAGAAUGUUAAACUUGUAAAUUACAUUUGCACUAAUUAAGGUCAGGUGAGUAUAGUGAAUUCAGGACAGUUUGCACACAAUAGCUGAGUGGUGCUAAGAUAGAUAAUAACAUGAUAGAAUUUGGGAAGCUGUGAAUGUGUUUUGGGAAGCUGUGAAUUUGGGAAGCUGUGAAUGUGUUCCCGGUCACGACAGUAGCGUGCUGUGUUGUGAAGCACAGUGGAACCGUACAGAGCAGGAUCCAGAUCACUGCUGGGUUUAAUCUCAAUCAGACAUUCAAAGGAAAGGCGCAAUACUGUAUAAGCAUACAAAACACACAACCCAGCUCCUCCUGAGCACUUCACAGUCUGAGCUGAGAAGAGAAAGGUUUCCACAAGCAGGUGUUCUUGUGAGGAGAAACUCUUCUCUGUCUCUGCUCGCUUGUCUAAAAUUUAAAUUGUACCUGCCUUGUGUUAUUCUAGCUCCAUUAGCUACUGGAUUGGAACAAUCUUUAUACCCUGAGUGAAUGUAAUCUACUGGUCUAUAUGCUGGUUCAUAGUGUGUUCACAUCUGAUUUCAAAUACAUCGGAAAUAUAAUACUCCUAAUCAAAAUGCAUGCAGAGGUACUAAACUUACAAUCUUAACACAAUCAGACAAACUCUUUAGGCCAGAUUCUCAAACGUCAUUAGCACAUUUUAAAACACAACCAAUAAAAAGUCACCAAA
This is a messenger RNA of Polyodon spathula (Mississippi paddlefish), 2537 nucleotides long. RefSeq names its product leukocyte surface antigen CD53-like. Lineage: Eukaryota; Metazoa; Chordata; Actinopteri; Acipenseriformes; Polyodontidae. Gene Ontology annotation, cellular component: membrane. Bases 252 to 941 code for a protein of 229 amino acids. The record is from RefSeq and is a predicted model, not a curated record. The transcript is spliced from 8 exons.